AUGGAUACUUCACAUUGUCGUUAUGGAGGCUACUACAUCUUGCUUCUAGUUCUAUUUUAUUCAUCUAUGUUUGAUUUAGCUUUAAAUCUGGACAUUUCUAGUGAUGCAAGAGACGCCAAAACCGAUAGUAACCUGAAACGUUUUCUCUCUAAUUCCAGUCAUCAACAUGGCAAGCAGGCGGAAUAUAAGUACUGUAGAAGUGAACCUGUUAAAAGAAGGGAUCGGAUGUCAUUUUCUUGUGAUAAAUCACCUAAAGAUAUUAUUACAAAGAUUAAUUUUGCUGAUUAUGGCAAUCCUACCGGUAAUUGUGAAGAUAAUAAAGAUAUUAGACACGGCAAUUGCGGCGCAUCAGCUACCAUGAGGGUCGUCAAAAAGAAUUGUCUUGGAAAACAAACGUGUCUUCUUUUCAUUUCGGACGAGAUGUUUGGCCCGAGUCACUGCAAGAACGAUAUUAGGCUCACUGUUGAAUUCACUUGCACAAAAGCUUAA
Eruca vesicaria subsp. sativa (arugula) is the source of this 489-nucleotide messenger RNA. Lineage: Eukaryota; Viridiplantae; Streptophyta; Magnoliopsida; Brassicales; Brassicaceae. The record is from the annotation of a GenBank genome assembly.